This is a messenger RNA of Bradysia coprophila, 2328 nucleotides long. It is a transcript of the gene Ssrp, whose product is annotated as structure specific recognition protein. Gene Ontology annotation, biological process: regulation of chromatin organization. The record is from RefSeq and is a predicted model, not a curated record. Gene Ontology annotation, molecular function: DNA binding; nucleosome binding; histone binding. Lineage: Eukaryota; Metazoa; Arthropoda; Insecta; Diptera; Sciaridae. Gene Ontology annotation, cellular component: FACT complex; nucleus.
GAAUGGCAUUUUCGCGCUACCUAACCUAAAACAUCAACUCAAACAACGAAAGAUCUGCUGUUGAUUUUGUUUCACAUAAAUUUCAUAAAUUUAAUCGAAGGCAACGUAGAAGCGUAACCAUGGACAUUUUGGAGUUUUCGGAUAUUAUGGCCGAAGUCAAGGGGAGCAUGACUUCUGGUCGCUUAAAACUCACCGACCAGAAUAUCAUCUUCAAAAAUUCGAAAACCGGAAAAGUCGAACAAAUUCUUGCUGACGACGUGGAAUUGGCUAACUAUCAGCGUUUCGUCGGCUUUUUCGGCAUUCGCCUGUUCAUGAAAAACGGAAACCUUCAUCGGUACACCGGUUUCAAAUCUGGUGACGAGGAGAAGAUUUCCAAAUUCUUCAAGACCACCUACAACAAGGACUGCUUGGAAAAGGAAUUGUCGUUGAAAGGAUGGAACUGGGGAACAGUUCAUUUCACUGGCUCCGUGCUGAGUUUCGAUUGUGAUAAGAAAACGAGCUUCGAAAUACCAUUACAACAUGUGUCGCAAUGCACCACUGGCAAAAAUGAGGUAACCAUUGAGUUCCAUCAGAACGACGACGCUCCGGUCAGCCUGAUGGAAAUGAGAAUGCACAUUCCUGCAUCCGAAUCUUCAGAAAUCGAACCGGUCGAUGCGUUCUACCAAAACGUAAUGAAACAGGCAUCGGUUAUAUCCGUGUCCGGCGAUGCCAUUGCUAUAUUUAGAGAAAUUCAAUGUCUGACACCGCGUGGUCGGUACGACAUCAAAAUCUUCCAAACAUUCUUUCAACUUCACGGCAAAACGUUCGACUACAAAAUUCCCAUGUCGACGGUGUUGCGUUUGUUUUUGUUGCCGCACAAAGACAAUCGGCAAAUGUUUUUCGUUUUGUCGCUGGAUCCGCCAAUAAAACAAGGUCAAACCCGCUACCAUUAUCUUGUGCUGCUGUUUUCGAUGGAAGAAGAAACCUCAAUCGAGCUACCAUUCACGGACACCGAACUCAAGGAGAAAUACGAAGAUAAACUCACGAAAGAUCUGUCUGGACCAGUCUAUGAAGUGCUGGGCAAGGUGAUGAAAGUUCUCAUAAAUCGUAAGCUUACUGGGCCUGGAAGCUUUGUAGGUCACACUGGUACACCUGCCAUAGGAUGUUCGUUCAAAGCUGCAGCUGGUCUGCUAUAUCCCUUGGAGAGAGGCUUCAUGUACGUUCACAAACCACCGAUUCACAUACGCUUUGAGGAAAUUGCUUCCGUCAAUUUUGCCCGAAGUGGUGGAUCGACACGUAGUUUCGAUUUCGAAAUCGAACUCAAAUCGAACACCGUGCACACAUUCAGCAGCAUCGAAAAGGAAGAAUACUCCAAACUGUUCGACUUCAUCAAUGCAAAGAAGAUUCAUGUGAAAAAUACCGGCAAAAAUGAUAAAUCCAGCUACAAAGACGAUUUCGGUGAUUCGGACAAUGAAAAUGAACCGGACGCAUAUUUGGCUCGAGUCAAAGCCGAGGCUAAGGAACGUGAUUCCGAUGAUGACGGUGGAGAUUCAGACGAAUCGACCGAUGAAGAUUUCAACCCUGGCGAACAGAAUGAUGACGACGUGGCGGAAGAAUUCGACAGUAACGUUUCCACAUCAGACUCGGAUGAAGAAGGUGGAUCGGAUAACAAAGCUAGUGAAAAGAAGAAGGAGAAGAAAAAGGAACGGAAGGAGAAGAAGAGAGACAAGAAGGAACCGUCGGAAUCGAAAUCGAAAAAGUCGAAAUCCAAACGAGUCGAAGGUCAGCCAAAACGAGCACAGACGGCGUUCCUGAUAUUUAUCAACGAGAAACGCGAACAAAUCAAAAAUGAAAAUCCCGGAAUCAAAGUGACAGAAAUUUCCAAGAAAGGAGGUGAAAUGUGGCGAGAACUCAAAGACAAAUCGGAAUGGGAGCAGAAAGCGAAUAAAGACAAGGAACGGUAUGCUGAUGAGAUGAAAAAGUUCAAAGGAUCAUCGACAUCCGGUGGUGAAAAGUCGAGUCCAGCGAAACGGAAACAUGAAAGUCCUGGCACUAACAAGGGGGGCUUUAAGAGCAAGGAAUACAUUUCCGAUGAUGACUCAAGUGACUCUGAUACCAAAGGAUCCAAAAAGAAGGUGGCAAAGGUGCAGGACAAGAAUGAUAAAUCAUCGAAGAGCUCCAAGAAGAGCAGUAAAGAUGAUGACGACGACGACGAGGAAGAGGAAGAAGAUGAUGACGAAGAAGAAGAAUCAACUGGCGAGGAUAGCGAUUAAGUGUUUCAGUAUUAAGUUUUGGUGCAUUGUCCGUGCAGACACUUUUCGUUAAUAAAACCAAUGGAUUUUGUCAUAA